Oreochromis aureus is the source of this 1222-nucleotide messenger RNA. RefSeq names its product mitochondrial ribosomal protein S36 (gene kgd4). The coding region runs from base 355 to 693 and encodes 112 amino acids. The record is from RefSeq and is a predicted model, not a curated record. The transcript is spliced from 5 exons. Gene Ontology annotation, biological process: 2-oxoglutarate metabolic process. Lineage: Eukaryota; Metazoa; Chordata; Actinopteri; Cichliformes; Cichlidae.
UUCGGGGGGGGGGGGGUGAAAUUAAAGAUAGAUAUUUUUGCCUUUACCUAACAGGAUCCUUGUGUAGACAUUUCCCUUAUCAUACGACAAUAUUCAAUCAAUUUUGUCGCUUUGAUAACAGUAAUGGUCUUCUGGGCCUUAUCGGAGAUAGAAUAGUUUUACUUUAGAGCGGGUAGGAGGUUUUUAGUGAUACAGUUUUUCAUUUUUUGACAGCAGGAGGCUAACGAAGCCUGUAACAUGGCCUGACCUAACAGGACAGUCGCUGACAACAAUCUGCCUUCCACCUGCCAUCAUAGACAGAGGGUUAAAGACACGGCUAGAGCUUCAAACCGGAAGUAAACUCGAGAGGUCGUCAUGGGGAGUAAAGUCAGCUCCAAAAUGGCAGCUCCCACCGCUCGAGUUAUUCAGGCAAUACGGCCUCAUGCUCCCCUGAUCAAAUUCCCCAACAGACAAGGCCUCCCCAGACCUAAUGCCCAGGAGGCAUUGAAAACGUUAGCACUAAACCUUCCUCAACAUAAUGCUCCCACUUCAGCUGCAGCGUCGCCUCAGUUAUCAAGACCACAUGCACCUUUAACACCAAUCCCAGGCACGCCAGACACACUGGCCUCUAUUCAGCUACUUCCUGCAAGGUACCGCAGGAGACCGUUAACAGCAGAUGAGAUGGAUUACAUCCAGCGCGGUGGACCAGAGUGACGUGAAGUGACGCCAUCACUGCAGCCAAAGUCCUUAUAUGUUGAAGAUCAGCACGUCUUUAAUCCUGUUCCUCAGCACAAGAGAACCUGAUGCCACAUGUAGAAUAAAGUAUUAUAUGGAUCCUGUUAAAAUGUAUAUAUGUUUAUUGUUAGUUGAUUAAAUCUAUAUGAACCUCAUACCAACAGAGAUGUUCACUGUAAAACACACCGCAAAGGCACACUAGCUCCUUGGUUUGUGCAUAUUUUUCUCAAAGGUUUGUUUUUAAUCAGUUUUAGUUUAAAAACAAAAUCAUCAACUCAUCUUUAUUUUCUUCCAUCCAAUUUAUCUUAUUUUACCUGCUGACUAAAAUCCAAGCAGGAGGCUCUAGUAUACAGAAGGAAAUUGGACUUUUCAUGUCUCUCGCUGCACUUGAACGGAUGGUUUUUGGAGCUAAAAGGCUGGUGAGAUAGUUGAUGCAACAAUGCUGCAUGAAAUUACAUUGAGUUCAUGUGAACGGCUGGAUUUAAAUGAUUAAAAUAAUGUUGGAUUA